AUGGCGACUAAGCUGGCUCUCACUCCCGCGUUCACUGGCGCUCUUUUGUUCGCUCUCACGGCCUCGCCAGAUCGCUUCAGAGAACCACUCAUCGCCCAGCUCAGGCAGUACAUCUCCGCCACCAACCUUUCCCGAGCGGUCACCACCCUCAAAUGGCUGUUUGCAGCAGGCCUGGGUAGCACUGUCAAUGAAUGGCUGUCCGAACUCGCUCAGAACAACUUCCGACUCCGAUCGGAAGCACAUCGCUAUGACUGGCCGAACGAGAUCGCCGUCAUUACUGGAGCAACAGGUGGCUUUGGAAGCUUGAUGUCGAAGGAUCUGGCGAACAGGGGAGUCCGCGUCAUGGCACUCGACGUUCGUGAUGAGCUGCCCGCGGAUAUGAAGCACCCCAAGAUACACUACUUCAAGUGCGAUGUGACCGAUCGUGAUGCGGUCGCAGAGGUCGCCAAGCAGAUCCGCCAACAACACGGAGACCCUUCCAUUCUGAUCAACAAUGCUGGAAUCUCGGGCGAGGGUCCCAUUGUCGACCAGACCAAGGAGUCUCUGCGCAAGAUCUUCGAUAUCAACGUCAUCAGCCACUAUUACACCGUUCAGGAGUUUCUCCCGGCCAUGGCGGCGAACAAGAAGGGGCACGUUGUCACUGUUGCCUCCAUGGCUUCCUUCGCAACCACCGCUGGAAUUGUGCCAUACUCAAACACCAAGGUGGCCGCGCUGAGCUUCCAUGAAGGUCUUCAACUCGAGGCCAGAGUCUUCCACGACGCUCCAGAGAUCAAGUUCUCGUCCCUCCACCCCUCGUUCGCUUCGACGCCAAUGGUUGCACCACAUUUGAAAGAGCUUGAGAAGGCAGGAGCUGCGGUGUUGAAGCCGAUUGAUGUUUCCAAUGCUGUUAUCAAGCAGAUCGUAAGCGGCAGAGGCAAGCAGAUCAUUCUGGCAGGAAAUCUGGGACCAGCUGUCUACUUGAGGUCGUUUCCACACUGGUUGUCGCAAGCAGUGUUCCAGUUGGGCGAUCUUCAAACGAAAAAAGCCCUUCAGAACAAGUUUCCAAAGAAGCAGUAG
Molecule: messenger RNA, 1056 nt
Organism: Ramularia collo-cygni
Lineage: Eukaryota; Fungi; Ascomycota; Dothideomycetes; Mycosphaerellales; Mycosphaerellaceae
Product: related to a retinal short-chain dehydrogenase/reductase
Exons: 2
Coding region: 1-1056 (351 amino acids)
Molecular function (GO): oxidoreductase activity, acting on the CH-OH group of donors, NAD or NADP as acceptor
Source: RefSeq, a predicted model, not a curated record